Ambispora leptoticha is the source of this 935-nucleotide messenger RNA. The record is from the annotation of a GenBank genome assembly. Lineage: Eukaryota; Fungi; Glomeromycota; Glomeromycetes; Archaeosporales; Ambisporaceae.
UUGCAAAUAAUGAUAAACAAACAAUUAUGUCUGGCUUACAGAGGCUUCAUUACUUUAAAAAUAAUACAUUAUGGAGUUUAGAAAAUUUUCUAUACUGGAGUUUAUUCUAUACUCAUAACUUUGGAAGUAAAGAUAAUGAAUAUCGUAUUUACAAGAUGUAUUUAGAAAAUAUUCAUAAAGAUCCGGAUCUAAUAAAAUCUUGUGAUAAUGAAACAGUUCAAAAGUCAGCAGAAGAGGCCUUAGAGAAAUUUACAAAUGAAAUAAAUUCAGCUCAAAUUAAUGACCUUUGGAGAAAGUGUCUAUCCUUUAUAGAAACUUUGAAGAAAGCAAUAGACCUUAAUGCUGAUAAGAUAGCUUUCCAAGUGAAUGAUAGUUCUGAAAAGAAAGAAGUCCAGAGGGAUACUAUAUUAAAUAAAUCGAUCAAAAUUAUUGAUGACUCAGACAGUGACACUGAAUCAAUUAAUGGAGAUAAGGGUGAAGAAGAAAUUAAGAUGCUUAUACAGGAUGAGAUAGACAUCCGUAACAAAUUACUCAAGAUUCUUACUUAUUUAGUUCGGCCACUACCAACAAUUUAUAUGUUACAACAAUUUGGAUGUAUCAAAAUAUCUGCUACCUUUGGUGAUUUCAAACAGUUUUCAAAAGACAUGAUAUACUUGAUGGAUUGGCAGACAGAUAUCUUGUCAACAGCUAGAGCAAUAAAUAAAGCAAUCAUGAAUUUUAUGAAAAAUAAUAAUAAUAUUUGCAUAACUUCAGUGAAUGAUACUUCAUGGAAGAAAGAAAGUAACAAAAAUCAACCCUUACCUAAAUCCCCAUCUCCCAGUUUCUCUUCAUCAGGUCGCGAUUUGAUGCAUCAUCUAGAUUCAUCAGUUCAUGAGAAGAUUGAUUUAAAUGAUUUAGAUAAUACGCUAUUUAAAUCAAAAAAUUCAAAAAAUUGA